UUGUGACACGUCAGAUUUCCGACAGAAAAUUGCGGAAGCAAUACGUGGAUAAACUGGUUUAUGUUAUCAGCGUUUCAUCACACCUGUCGAGGUUUGCUUAUGAGGAUUCCCUGGUCCUCUUCCUGGUAAUCGAAGUAAAGCAACAGAGGAAAUGUCUUUGGAAGGAAGUAUGUAUGUGUGUCAUGUAACCUGCCUCUGAAACACAAUGGAAACUCCCUGCCUCCUGUGGGACACCAGAGAACAAACUGUUAACUGCAAAAAGUGUAGCUACAAAGACAACAACAUCAUUUAGGUCAAUAGGGAUAAAGACACGGUAACCCUGCUGAUCGGGCUAUAGCUUUAUAAAACGAAUAGAUGUACAGUAGACAGGACAGUAGUAGACUCUCGGGUGUAAUUGGACGACGUCACUGUGUGUAAUGGGGGAGUGUAUGCUCGACCGUUAUGGUGAAGAUGGUUUUCCAAGUUGUGAAGGGUUUGACGAUUGGUCCACAUUCAGUUCUGCUGACUGGACUGAACCCCAGCAAGAUGACAAUGGGUUUUCAGACUGGGGUGCAUUCCAGGACAGAACCAGAGAAGAGGAAUCAUCAACCCUGUCUGGGGCAGGAGCAGGAACUUCUGAGUUUCCUGAAAACACAGAAAAUGGUGAUAAAGGGAAUCCAUGGUUUAUUUUUAAUGACUGCUUUCAAGUUGAGGAUGCCGAGAAAGAUCCUGUCAUGAUGGAAAUCCCUACAUUGUCUCUGCUACAGCAGAGCACAUUAGACAAGCCCUCUCAGUCUUCAGCGAUAUCAAGUGAAGCUGCAAAUUUCUGGUGUCAUCUACAGUCUGGGUCCAAAAUUCUCAGACUGUCAGGUCCCAAACCCAAACUACACUCCCAUGAAGGACUGCUCAAAUCCCUCCAGCUCAGACAGCCUGACGCAAGCGCUGACUCCCAGACCACUAAUCUUUUAGAUCUUGACCCAGAAGAUCUGGAAGAUCAUCCUGGAGCACUUAUUCAAACCAAGCUGAUGCCAUCAUCGCAGUGUCGGAAUGCACCAGGGUUCUUUUAUCAGAUCUCACGCCAGUGGCUCAGCCAGUACAACUUGAACCUGCUGCCCUACCAGAACAAGAAAGAUCCUCUGCAAUAAUCAACAUCACAUGUGUACACACACACACACACACACGCACACAAACUCUUACAGUUGCGCUGACACACAUUAUUUCAGAAAACCAAACCUGAAAGGUUUGUAAUUUAUUCGUAAAUUUAUUUAUUUGUUUCAUCAUUUUCUCGGCUGGUUGUUCCAAACACAUUUUAAAUGCACUGAAAUGAGCUACUAGUGCAUUCUUCAGAACAUCUCAGAAAAUCAAACAGGUUUGGAAGUAACCAAAAUGAUGACUUAAUACUACUGCCUGCAUUCAUGAAUGUGUAUGGAAACAAGCACAGGCAAGGUUUUCCAUGCACGUUCACAAAUACAUCCAAGUCUGUUACAAAGCAUGCUUGACAAAAGUACUUGUAUGCACACUAGCUCAGGAUGGAGUUCCUAACUUACUUGAUUUACACACGUUGCCACUGAUCUAACAUUAAAAGGGAGGCUUUUAACAUAAGCAGAACGAAACUAAUAAGUGCCUAAAAAGAACAAAAUCACUGUAAACUUAGUACAGGAAGUUAAUGCAGCCAUAUAUAUAUUCCACUGUCUGCUGCUGCCUAAGCUCACGGCUUACUGUUCUUAAAGCUACAUUGUUUUUAUUGUGAAUUGACAUUUGAAAUCUUUGAAUGCAUUUGGUAUAUUUAUGUUGGAAAUAUUUAAAAAAUAUUAUUUGAAUAAUAUAUGAAUAUACAGCUA
This is a messenger RNA of Carassius auratus (goldfish), 1820 nucleotides long. RefSeq lists its product as uncharacterized. The coding region runs from base 417 to 1124 and encodes 235 amino acids. The record is from RefSeq and is a predicted model, not a curated record. Lineage: Eukaryota; Metazoa; Chordata; Actinopteri; Cypriniformes; Cyprinidae. The transcript is spliced from 6 exons.